CUUGCUACGAGCAGAUGACCUUAUAGCUUAGCUGGACAACCACAUCCAAUAAUUAAUUCUACAAACAAUUUCAUUGCUUUUUGGCUCUGAUGUGCCACAAUGCCAUUGGCUCAAAACCUUCAUGUUUGAGUAGUUUGAUACAGAAAGAGAUGGAAACCAGACAAAUGCUUCAUGCAAACAAGCUGUUCUUGUUGCUUUGUGAACUCGGAGAGAGAGAGAGAGAGAGAUAAUUCAGAACAGGGUCACUUGUUUGUUUUUCACUUUUUCCUACAUUUAGUUGGUUGCUUUGUCCUUUGAAGUUUUGUUCUCUUCUCGUUCUUUUGAGGGGGAGAGAGGGUUAGAAGGCAGAAGAGAGGAGUGUGCUGUUUUCUUGCCGGAAAGAGUGACAGAAUGUAUAAGCAAGCUUUAAUGGGAGAUGCAUGGAUAAGAGAAGCUCAAGAAGCAUCAAAGUUGGUGGAAGAUAUAGAAACUAGAGUAAAGAACAAGAACCCAUCUCUAAAACACCAAGAAAAUAGGCUUGUAGACAUUACUGCUCGGUCCAAGCUUUUGGAAGCUGGGAUCAAACUUGAUCGUCUUGAAUCUCUCCUUAGAAACCCUCCUUCAAAACCCAUUUUAACUGUGACUGUUCGCAAAUGGUUGUUUCUAACUCUCUUUGUCAUGGAUAUGGUAGAUUCACUGUCCAUUUGCAGAACUAAUGAAGAUUUGGAUUAUCGGUGGAACAUGCUGUCGGAAAUGCAGCUAAGAACAAAAGCAUUGGCUCUUAGCCUGUAUGCGUUACCAACUUCAAGCAGGCCAGGAUGCUUAACUCCUGGAAAUGCCAAAGCAAUAAACACAAAUGUCAAUGACUGUGAGCAAGAUCAAACAAAAACGUCAUUGUCCAAAGAUGACCCAGAGCUUCUCAGACCUCUCAUUUCUAAUGAUGUAACGAUGCAAAGCCAACUGCAGAUGAAGCAGUGUGGUACUUCUACUUCAUUUAGUUUGCUUCAGAAGGUUUUCUGGAUCUUCGGUGCAGUACUUGGAUCAGCUGCACUUAUAUUCAUCUUGGUUCUCAUCUGUGCAGUCAUAUAAUCUGAUUCUCAGCUGACCAUUUUGAUUUUAAGACGUCUUCAUAAUCUUAAAGCUGGGAAAAUAUUUUACACCAAUCUGUCUUCUACAUUUUUGUUUGGUAUAUGACAUUUCAGGACAGAGGAAGCCUAUUUUGUAGAAUCAAAUACAUAGUUACAAACAAAACUUAUUGAAAUAAAUGAGGUGAUAUUUUAUCAUCUACUACAAUUUUGAAUAGUAA
Molecule: messenger RNA, 1285 nt
Organism: Theobroma umbraticum
Lineage: Eukaryota; Viridiplantae; Streptophyta; Magnoliopsida; Malvales; Malvaceae
Source: RefSeq, a predicted model, not a curated record